AUGAUAUGGAAAAAAAACAAAAGAAAGAGGAGGAAUAUUUGGUUGGUUGAAGCAGAGGGAGAGAAGCGAAGCAGAUGAAAUGAGGGUGUGCACUGUGCAGGUUUGGUGAAGUAGCGAGCUAUCGAUUCACAGAAUGAUUCCCAAAUGCGCAGUUCCGCCAUCUCAGAUUCAGUUUCAGAGCUUGAAUGGACUCCGACAGCUCGCUGAAACGCAUCGUUUUAAGGUUUGGUUGUUGGAUCAGUUCGGAGUCCUCCACGAUGGAAAACAACCUUAUCCUACUGCUAUCCCUACAUUAGAAAAUAUAGCAAAGAGUGGUGGUAAGAUGGUGAUCAUAAGCAACUCCUCAAGGCGCUCAUCUGUCACUAUGGAAAAAGUGAAGAGUCUCGGCUUUGAUGACUCGCUUUUUGCCGGAGCCAUCACCAGUGGAGAGCUCACUCAUCAGUACUUGCAAAGGAGAGAUGAUCCUUGGUUUGCGGCAUUGGGAAGGUCUUGCAUUCAUUUCACAUGGAAGGGACGCGGAGCAAUAACUCUUGAGGGCUUAGAUUUGCAAGUUGUGGAAAACGUUGAAGAUGCUGAGUUUGUUUUGGCUCAUGGCACAGAAGCCUUGGGGAGUCCCCAUGGGGAUGCACAUUCAAUGAAACUUGAAGAUCUCGAGAAAAUAUUGGAGCUUUGUGCUUCCAAAGGAAUCCCUAUGGUGGUAGCCAAUCCAGAUUAUGUAACUGUUGAAGCAAGGGACUUGCGUGUGAUGCCGGGUACACUAGCAGCCAAAUAUGAAAAGCUUGGGGGUGAAGUGAAAUGGAUGGGCAAACCUGGCGAGAUAAUCUACAAAGCAGCCAUGGCAAUGGCUGGCACACAUGUUUCUGAAUGUAUUGCCGUGGGUGAUUCUCUCCAUCACGACAUAAAGGGUGCCAAUGCCGCCGGAAUCGAAUCAGUAUUUAUCACUGGUGGUAUUCACGCGACCGAACUUGGACUCGAUGGUUUUGGGGAGGUAGCAGAUUCAUCUUCUGUGCAAGCACUUGCAACAAAAUAUGAUGCUUUUCCAUCUUAUGUAUCGCCUUCAUUCUCGUGGUAGAUCAAGAUCAUCAUGGCAAAUGAAUCUGAACCACUGUUGUUGCACUUAUCAGAGUCGCAAAAUGUGAUCUUUAGAUUUUGUAUGAUUUAUUGACCAUUGUUACAAAGUACAAAUCUUCAUGUACUCCAACAUUAUAUUGUAAAUUAGUGUUAUCAAUCAUUAUUGUCAAA
Molecule: messenger RNA, 1242 nt
Organism: Arachis stenosperma
Lineage: Eukaryota; Viridiplantae; Streptophyta; Magnoliopsida; Fabales; Fabaceae
Exons: 7
Coding region: 134-1072 (312 amino acids)
Cellular component (GO): chloroplast
Molecular function (GO): phosphatase activity
Source: RefSeq, a predicted model, not a curated record